Messenger RNA from Aspergillus nomiae NRRL 13137, 879 nucleotides. RefSeq lists its product as uncharacterized. The transcript has 3 exons. Bases 1 to 879 code for a protein of 292 amino acids. NCBI's taxonomy places the organism in Eukaryota, Fungi, Ascomycota, Eurotiomycetes, Eurotiales, Aspergillaceae. The record is from RefSeq and is a predicted model, not a curated record.
AUGCUGAAAGGCUAUCCCUCCUGGAACACUUUCUUGGAAAGUUUCGAGAAAGAAGGUGGUGAAGGAAAUCUUUUCUUGGCCAAGAAAUUCCAAGAGGAAGCUUGUGAAGUUCAGAACGACGAGAUACGUGAUGAUAUUAUUUUAUCACCUGUUUCGAAAUGCAGCCGCUCGAAAAGAGCCGAAGAAACGCACCCAUACACAACGUCAAAAACCAACCCGACUGGUAGGUUGGUGGAUGGGGUAGAAUUGGAUGACGAUAUGGAAAUGACCCCUGAAGAAUCUCUAACAGGGAGCUCAUUCGAAAGUGUUGGUUCAUGGGAAAAUCGAUCGUGGGGGCCUGAGGAACUCUGGAAUAUUAUGUACCCGAAAGCGCCGGAUGAGCAAAUUGUUAUUGCGGUCUUAAUCAACUUCUUGAAGGGUUUCAAAGCCGUAUUCAAAUCUGGCGAAUAUAUAGCCAGGACAGACGGGUACCUUAGGGGCAAGGUUAAUGGAGAUGUGCGUGCGGUUGUGGAGGUUAAAGCAUCUCUUAGGUCUUUAAUGUGGCGAGAGAUCUGCAUUCAAGAGAGUGUCCAAAUGGUGGCAUGGCUCAAAGCAGUUCCACCAAACCCCGAAGAACUUCCUAUUCAUCGAUACAAUGUCUCACAGGACAGAGGCGAGAUGUGGCACAUUUUUGCCCGAUAUGAUGAGCAGUAUUUAGACUAUCUGAAAGGUAAUUCUGGGAAACGAAGCCCUCUCUCCUUUAUGACGAUGUACCAAGCUGGUCCAUGGGAUAUACAAUCAAAAGAGGGUAUGGCUCAUCUCAGUCCUAUUCUUCUUUCUCUAGCACUAAGGGCCGAUGAUGAAAAUAGUACAAGAGAGAGAGAGCACAUGGAUCGUUAG